Molecule: messenger RNA, 493 nt
Organism: Fragaria vesca subsp. vesca
Lineage: Eukaryota; Viridiplantae; Streptophyta; Magnoliopsida; Rosales; Rosaceae
Product: glutaredoxin-C7-like
Exons: 1
Coding region: 116-493 (125 amino acids)
Biological process (GO): negative regulation of DNA-templated transcription; anther development
Cellular component (GO): cytoplasm; nucleus
Source: RefSeq, a predicted model, not a curated record
ACCAAUCUCCGUUCUUGCUUAGCUAGCCACUUAAUUUCUUUGAGAGUUUGAGUCUUUAACCAAGAACAUCGAUCACUACCUCUUCUUCUUUAGUUUCUAACUUAUCAUCAUCACAAUGCAUUACCAAACCGAGUCGUGGGGUUCUUACAUGGUUACAAGGAGCAGUUACAGUGAUCCACUGGAGCGCAUAGAGAGGAUGGCGUCAGAGAGCGCGGUGGUGAUAUUCAGCGUAAGCACCUGUUGCAUGUGUCACGCCAUCAAGAGGCUCUUCUGCGGCAUGGGGGUCAAUCCAACGGUGUACGAGCUUGACGAGGAUCCCAGAGGAGGCAAGGACUUGGAGAGGGCUCUGAUGAGGCUCAUGGGGACUUCCAACGCCGUGCCGGUGGUCUUCAUCGGUGGGAAGCUUGUCGGAACCAUGGACAGAGUCAUGGCCUCGCACAUUAAUGGCUCGCUCGUACCUCUUCUCAAACAGGCUGGGGCUCUCUGGCUCUGA